Molecule: messenger RNA, 1480 nt
Organism: Entelurus aequoreus (snake pipefish)
Lineage: Eukaryota; Metazoa; Chordata; Actinopteri; Syngnathiformes; Syngnathidae
Product: snaclec 3-like
Exons: 6
Coding region: 491-958 (155 amino acids)
Source: RefSeq, a predicted model, not a curated record
UGCUUUGGACAGUACCAAGUGCAACCAGAACCUGCCAGAUAGCUUGUAUUAGUAGUGGCCUUUUAUUAGUAUUGGCCUUUUAUUAGUAGUGGCCUUUUAUUAGUAGUGGCCUUCAAAAUGGAAAGAGUUAAAAGCGAGGCGGAGGUUUCAGCAUUUAUUUUGAAAGACCUUUCAUCGUCCAAAUGAAAACUACUGAUGAUUAUUGAAGACAUUCUCAGGCCUUAGAUGCCAAUGACAGGAUAUUAAAGGUGAUAAGUGGUGCCUAAAAGAGUUCAGCAUUACAGUGGAAUCCUAACUGACGCCACACCCAUGAAGCGGAAUGACCUGAGGUGGUGAAGACAAGAGGAUUAAAUGACAAAGAACUUUAUUUGAUAGACAUUUCCUGGUGCUCUGGGCUUUUUCACACUGGUCCACAUUCCAGCAGAGCCAACCGUAUAAAAGGAAGACACAUCACCCGUGCCAAGGUAAGAAGACACACCUUUACCUUGUGAUGGCCUCUGCUCUGCGGGUGUUGCUGCUCCUCUGUGGACUGUUGGCUGGAGCUGCGUCUGAUGGCAGUCCAAAAGUUAAUUGCUGUCCUGAUGGCUGGACUCGAUUGAAUGAUCGCUGUUACAUCGUACAAACUGAACCCAAGAACUUUGUAGACGCAGAGAAAUGCUGCAACGAGGCUCUGGGGAACUUGGCCUCAGUCAGCAGAAGUCUGGUAAAUGUGCUUGUGGAUCAACUGGUCCAGGCGGCGGGUGAAGAUGGAGCCUUCAUUGGAUUCCAUGACACCUUGGAGGACGGAAACUUUCUAUGGACUGAUGGCACCGACUUCCAGUUUGACAACUUUGAAGCUGGCGUGACCCUCCUGGAGGACGGCUGCGGCUUCCUCACCGCUGACAGUGGCGUCUGGUCGGUGGUGGACUGCAACGCGGAGGAAGCUUUUGUCUGCAGCACACAAGUCUGCUGCCACUAAUCCUCUCAGCUAUAACUCAAUGUGUUGCCAUACUUUUACCUAAUUAGUCUGCUGACGUGUGCACUAACAUAUUGUGUCAUUAUUUUCACAAUCACAAUCAGAACACUUUUAUUGCCAUUGUUUGAGAACGGGUUCACAAACUAGGUAUUUUUCUUGGUGCCACAUAAAACAUAUAAGACAUAUUUGGUAAUAAAAAGCUGAAACUGAGCUAUCACAUCUUGGUGUAGACUUAGAAGGAAUUGAAGGAGCUGCUGUUAGGAGUUAUUGUUCAUGUGCCUGAUGGCCGAGGGGAAAAAACUGUUCAGGUGUUUUUGUACACAUUAUGAGGGACAAGCGGUAUAAAAUGGAUUUUUAAUCUACUUGUUCAUUUACUGUUAAUAUCUGCUUAUUUUGCAUUUAUUUUCUGCGAUGAGGUGGCGACUUGUCCAGGGUGUACCCCGCCUUCCGCCCGAAUGCAGCUGAGAUAGGCUCCAGCACCCCCCGCAAACCCGAAAGGGACAAGCGGUAUAAAAUGGAUGGAUG